AUGGAUGUCGAUGAGCCUUAUGAGGCCACAACUGCUCCUUCAGAAGGCGAAGCGCCGAAGAAGAAGUUUCAGAUAAAGAAGUGGACUGCGGUUGCAUUCUGGUCCUGGGAUAUCGCGGUAGAAAACUGUGCCAUCUGCAGAAACCAUAUAAUGGAGCCCUGUAUCCAGUGUCAGCCUAAUGCAAUGACAGACACAGAAAAUGAGUGUGUUGCGGCGUGGGGUACCUGCAACCACGCAUUCCAUCUCCACUGCAUUAACAAGUGGCUGUUAACGAGAAAUGCCUGUCCACUGGACAACAAGACAUGGCAAUUUGCCAAGUAUGGGAAGUAG
Eremothecium gossypii ATCC 10895 is the source of this 330-nucleotide messenger RNA. RefSeq names its product SCF ubiquitin ligase complex subunit HRT1 (gene HRT1). The transcript has a single exon. The record is from RefSeq and is marked provisional. Gene Ontology annotation, cellular component: nucleus; cullin-RING ubiquitin ligase complex. NCBI's taxonomy places the organism in Eukaryota, Fungi, Ascomycota, Saccharomycetes, Saccharomycetales, Saccharomycetaceae. Gene Ontology annotation, biological process: protein ubiquitination; ubiquitin-dependent protein catabolic process. Gene Ontology annotation, molecular function: cullin family protein binding; ubiquitin protein ligase activity; zinc ion binding. The coding region runs from base 1 to 330 and encodes 109 amino acids.